CCAUGCGCGGCCCCGCGGCCUGGCCGCUGCGGCUGCUCCUGAGGCGGGGCCCAGCCGCCCGCGCCCCCGGGACCCGGCCGCCGCCGACGCUCCUGGCGCCGGCGCGGCUUGGGGACUCGGGGCCAUCGCUCCUCGAGGGUGGCGAAGCCGCGCGAGCCCCGCGGUGCCGGGCGGUCCGCUGCCCGGGCGGGGGUCCCGGCAGCCCCGCGGGCGGCGCGGGCCUGGCGCGGCUCCUGGCGCUGUGGACGCGGCCCUCCGGGCCCUCCAGGUGCGGGGCGCUCGCCGGGCCCGGCGUCCCCCGGCUCCCGCGCGCCGCGCUCCCCGGUGGCCCAGCGGCGGUCGCGCGGGCCGGGGGCGAGGCUUGGCUGCGCGAGCCGGCCUUGCCUGCGGCCGCGGCGACCCCCGGACACGACCCGCUGCAGCGGCCCGUGGCUGCCGGGCGCUCGGAGGCCCAGAAGCUCCUAAGGCUGGCGCAGCCCGAGCGCCGGAGGCUGGCAGCUGCAGUUGGGUUUCUGACGGUGUCCAGUGUCAUCACCAUGUCCGCCCCCUUCUUCCUGGGGAAGAUAAUCGACGUCAUUUACACAAACCCCUCUGCGGACUACAGCUCCAGCCUGACCCGCCUCUGCCUGGCGCUCGGCGGCGUGUUCCUGUGCGGCGCCGCGGCCAACGCCGUCCGCGUCUACCUCAUGCAGACGUCAGGUCAGCGCAUCGUGAAUAGGUUGAGAGCUUCGCUCUUUUCCUCGGUUCUGAGGCAGGAGGUCGCUUUCUUUGACAAGACGCGCACCGGAGAGCUGAUCAACCGCCUGUCCUCGGACGCGGCCCUGCUGGGGCGGUCGGUGACCGAGAACCUCUCGGACGGGCUCAGGGCCGGAGCCCAGGCUUCCAUUGGCGUUGGCAUGAUGGUAUGUCGGCCCGGCUGCCGGGGCGCCCUGCGGCCGGGGCUCGGCCCGCGCCCUCUCCUCAGGCGUGAGUUUUUUGUCUCCCCUAAUCUGGCCACUUUUGUUUUGAGUGUGGUGCCUCCAAUAUCCAUCCUUGCUGUGCUUUAUGGCCGAUACCUACGGAAACUGACCAAAGUCACUCAGGACUCCCUGGCACAAGCCACUCAGCUAGCUGAGGAACGUAUUGGAAAUAUAAGAACUGUUCGAGCUUUUGGGAAAGAAAUGACUGAGAUAGAGAAAUACACCAGCAAAGUGGACCAUGUGAUGCAGUUAGCAAGGAAAGAGGCAUUUGCUCGGGCUGGUUUCUUUGGAGCAACCGGGCUCUCUGGGAACCUGAUCGUGCUUUCCGUCCUGUACAAAGGAGGACUGCUGAUGGGCAGUGCCCACAUGACAGUGGGUGAACUCUCUUCCUUCCUAAUGUAUGCUUUCUGGGUUGGAUUAAGCAUUGGAGGUCUGAGCUCCUUCUACUCAGAGCUGAUGAAGGGCCUGGGUGCCGGGGGCCGCCUCUGGGAGCUCCUCGAGAGAGAGCCGGAGCUUCCUUUCAAUGAGGGGGCCAUUUUAAACGAGAAGAGCUUCCAGGGUGCUUUGGAGUUCAAGAACGUGCAUUUCGCCUAUCCAGCUCGCCCAGAGGUGCCCAUAUUCCAGGAUUUCAGCCUUUCUAUCCCAGCAGGAUCCAUCACAGCGCUGGUUGGCCCAAGUGGUUCUGGCAAAUCAACAGUGAUUUCUCUCCUGCUGAGGUUGUACGACGCCAGCGCUGGAACGAUCAGUCUUGAUGGCCGUGACAUCCGUCAGCUAAAUCCAGUCUGGCUGAGAUCCAAGAUUGGGACAGUGAGUCAGGAACCAAUUUUGUUUUCUUGCUCAAUUGCGGAGAACAUUGCCUAUGGUGCAGACGACCCUUCCUCGGUGACGGCUGAGCAGGUAGAGAAAGUGGCUGGUGUAGCCAAUGCAGCUGCUUUCAUCCGACAUUUCCCUCAAGGGUUCAACACUGUGGUCGGAGAAAAGGGUGUUCUCCUCUCAGGUGGGCAGAAACAGCGAAUUGCAAUUGCCCGUGCUCUGCUUAAGAAUCCCAGAAUUCUUCUCCUAGAUGAAGCAACCAGUGCACUGGAUGCUGAAAACGAGUACCUCGUUCAGCAAGCUCUGGAUCGACUGAUGGAAGGAAGGACGGUGUUCAUCAUCGCCCAUCGUCUGUCCACCAUUAAGAAUGCCAAUAUGGUAGCUGUCCUCGACCGGGGGAAGAUCACCGAGUGUGGGAAACACGAAGAACUGCUUUCGAAACCAGACGGGAUAUACAGGAAAUUAAUGAAUAAACAGAGUUUUAUUUCAGCAUAAAGAAGCAAUUAUUGGUAAACUUAAUAUGAGACACUUUAAAUCAAAGCAGCACUGCAGGAAAAACAUUUUUUAAAAACCCAGGCUGUAUGAAAUCUGUAAAUCAUACUUCAAGCUAUUUGAAAUCUGCCUAUUUUUUCCAAAGAUUGUAAAAUACUGUUUUGAGAUCGACCUGUUCUCAAGACCUUUUUAUUCAGAGUUUUAAUAAUUGUAACUUUCUAAAUGUCUAGUUCACUGAAGUUAUUUUCAGGUUUUGUACUUUUAUCUUGGAAUAUUUUGAUUAAUAUAGCCUGGCACCUCAUUUUCUUUUAUCUGCUGUUAUAAAUUGAAGCUAUUGUCAAAUGACAACUUUUAAAAGGGAAUUAUAAAUAAAGAGCCUAAUUAUUUUAGGCCACUUUACCAAUCA
Molecule: messenger RNA, 2670 nt
Organism: Aethalodelphis obliquidens (Pacific white-sided dolphin)
Lineage: Eukaryota; Metazoa; Chordata; Mammalia; Artiodactyla; Delphinidae
Gene: ABCB10
Product: ATP binding cassette subfamily B member 10
Exons: 13
Coding region: 3-2267 (754 amino acids)
Biological process (GO): oligopeptide export from mitochondrion
Cellular component (GO): mitochondrial inner membrane
Molecular function (GO): ATP hydrolysis activity; ATP binding; ABC-type oligopeptide transporter activity
Source: RefSeq, a predicted model, not a curated record